Messenger RNA from Humulus lupulus (European hop), 675 nucleotides. RefSeq lists its product as uncharacterized. The coding region runs from base 1 to 675 and encodes 224 amino acids. The record is from RefSeq and is a predicted model, not a curated record. Lineage: Eukaryota; Viridiplantae; Streptophyta; Magnoliopsida; Rosales; Cannabaceae. The transcript has a single exon.
AUGCCCAAUUACGUUAAGUUCUUGAAAGAUAUUUUGACGAAGAAAAGGAGGCUGGGUGAGUUCGAAACUGUUGCUCUCACAGAAGGUUGCAGUGCUAUGUUGAAAAGUAAAAUCCCUCCUAAAUUAAAAGAUCCAGGCAGUUUUACGAUCCCAUGUUCUAUUGGUGGAAGAGAUGUGGGAAGAGCGUUAUGCGAUUUGGGCGCUAGUAUUAAUCUAAUGCCUAUGUCUAUUUUAAAGAAGCCGGGUAUUGGUGAAGCUCGGCCAACCACAGUUACAUUGCAGUUAGCGGACAGAUCCAUGGCUCAUCCGGAAGGGAAGAUUAAGGACAUGUUAGUACAGGUUGACAAGUUUAUAUUCCCAGCCGACUUCAUUAUUCUUGAUUAUGAAGCGGAUCGAGAAGUACCCAUCAUCUUGGGGAGGCCGUUUCUUGCCACAGGACGGACGUUGAUUGAUGUGCAAAAUGGUGAACUCACCAUGAGGGUGAAUGAUCAACAAGUUACAUUUAGUGUGUUCAAAGCCAUGAAGUUUCCGGAUGAAAUUGAAGAAUGCUCUAGUUUAAGUGUAAUUGAGACACUUGUGGCUGAAACUUUCAACAAGGAAAUUUGCACAGCUGAUUUGGGGGUGAAGAUGAUGAAGAUUCUAGCAGUGAAGAGGAGUCUCAAGUUACUUGGGUAG